CUUCUUUUUCUUUCUUCCUUUCUUUACUUAUAUACCCACUUCUUCUUUUAUUUCUUUUUUUGUUUGUUCAACACAAGUUUGGAGAGAAGGGCCUUGUUAAAAAGCUUGUGGGAACAUCUCUUCUCUCCUAUUGUGUUUAGUUUUUUCCUUUGCAUAUUUCUUACUUAAUUGUGAUUUCUGAAACUACUUUUCUUAGAUUUUCUAAAAAUUCAUGUUCUUGGCUGGAUUAUAGAUUUUGAUAUUUUUUCCCCUUUCAGUUCAGAUAUGAGAUAUGAUAGCUUUAUUCAUUUCAGUAAGAAUGGAAAGGUUUGAGUCCAGCAGGAUUUUGACUAAACUGAUGUCAUCAAAUAUUUCAAAUUGAACACAAUGAUCAAGAAGGAAAAAUAGAAGUGUUCAAACUGAUACAACAGGAUGGAUGAGAGGCUUCUUGGAUCAGAGACAAGGAAUAGUGGUGAAUUAAUAGUGGGAGUGUGGUUGGAAUCGAAAAAGCUAUGGAGGAUCGCCUUUCCUGCAAUGCUAACAAAGUUGACAUCAUUCGGGAUGUUUGUGAUCACACAGGCAUUCAUUGGUCAUCUUAGCAAAGUUGAGCUUGCAGCUUAUUCCCUGAUACAAAUCAUUACAGUACGAUUUGCCUAUGGAAUAUUGUUGGGAAUGUCUAGCGCGACUGAAACGCUAUGCGGGCAAGCAUUUGGAGCAAAACAAAACCAUAUGAUGGGAAUUUACCUGCAAAGAUCGUGGAUUAUUAACCUUGGUGCUGAAACAGUUUUGCUACCAAUAUUCAUCUUUGCUUCACAAAUCCUAAAAUUACUUGGAGAAGAAGAAGAUGUAGCAAAUCAAGCAGGAUAUAUCUCAGUAUGGUUCAUCCCUGUCCUCUAUGCUUUUCUCUUCAACAUAACCAUUCAGAAGUACUUACAAGCACAACUUAAGAACAUGAUUAUCGGAUGGCUUUCUGCUAUAUCAUUUGUACUUCAUGUGCUCUUGUCAUGGAUCUUUGUGACCAAACUAAAUUGGGGGAUUCCUGGUGCAAUGAGUUCGAUGAUAAUCGCGAAUUGGUUCGUGGUAAUUGGAGAGUUUGUGUACGUCUUUUGCGGUUGGUGUCCUAAUACAUGGAAAGGAUUCACUUCAGCUUGCUUUACUGAUCUAUUUCCUGUACUAAAGCUCUCAAUAUCCUCUGCGGUGAUGCUUUGCUUAGAGUUAUGGUAUUAUGCUGUUCUAGUCCUACUGGCAGGACAUAUGCAAAAUGCCACAACUGCAAUCUCUGCAUUUUCCAUCUGUCUGAAUAUCAUAGCUUGGGAAUUCAUGUUAUGCCUUGGAUUCUUUGCUUCAGCUAGUGUUCGUGUUUCAAAUGAGCUUGGGAAUGGAAAUGCCAAAGCUGCGAAAUUUUCCAUGAAAGUUAUCAUAUGUACUUCAAUCACCAUUGGUGUGUUCUUCUGGGCUUUGUGCUUAAUAUUCGGUCAUCAAAUCGGUUACUUGUUUACAAGUGAUAAGGAAGUAGUAAAAUCUGUAUCAAACCUCUCCGUCCUGCUUUCUUUCUCAGUUUUGCUAAACAGUGUUCAGUCAGUCUUAUCAGGGGGAGCAGUAGGUGCUGGCAGGCAAAGUAUAGUUGCAUAUGUUAACAUUUGUUCCUAUUAUAUGGUUGGGGUGCCAUUGGGAGUUCUGCUUGGAUAUAUUGCCCACUUGGAAGUUAAGGGCAUAUGGAUUGGGAUGAUAAUUGGUGUCGUGCUGCAAACGACUGUUCUUGGCUAUAUUACCUACAGGACUGAUUGGGAAGAACAGGUGAAGAGAGCAUCAGAGAGACUUAAUAAGUGGCUCUUGAAGACAUCAGAAGAAUCCAAUGGAAGUAACUGAAUAAAGAGGGAAACAUC
This is a messenger RNA of Durio zibethinus, 1865 nucleotides long. The record is from RefSeq and is a predicted model, not a curated record. Lineage: Eukaryota; Viridiplantae; Streptophyta; Magnoliopsida; Malvales; Malvaceae.